This is a messenger RNA of Betta splendens (Siamese fighting fish), 4752 nucleotides long. It is a transcript of the gene zzz3, whose product is annotated as zinc finger, ZZ-type containing 3. The transcript is spliced from 12 exons. The coding region runs from base 375 to 3224 and encodes 949 amino acids. The record is from RefSeq and is a predicted model, not a curated record. Gene Ontology annotation, molecular function: zinc ion binding. Lineage: Eukaryota; Metazoa; Chordata; Actinopteri; Anabantiformes; Osphronemidae.
CUAACGUUUAGCCUCACGAGCCAGCUGGCGUGUGUCGCGUGAAUGCGCGUGGAGUUUUAAUGGCGAACUUUGGAGUUCACCCGCUGCCGAACUGGAGCGAAGUUAACCAGCCGCACGUGCAGCGGCACCGCGGGCUCGCCACGGCAGCUUAACAGCAUCCUCGUGCCCUCCAACUUUCUCGGCGAGGCGCUCGCGGCAGCUGACCAGCUGUGAUGUUGGGAUUGGAGCGUUUCUCGUCGGCGCGUACGGCGGCACCGCUCCGUGGAUGUGUUUGUUGCCGGUAGGCCCCGGGGAAGUGUUUGACUACAGGUGCUCACAUUCUGCUGCAGAGGAGAGAGCACCAGGAUGAGGAGAUUGUAGGCACCCGCCGUAGUAUGGCCGCGUCCCGUUCCUCGCGCGUCACAAGGUCAUCAGUGGGGCUCAAUGGAUUGGAUGAGAACUUUUGUGGUCGAACCCUCAGGAACCGCAGCAUUGCCCAGCCAGAGGAGACCUCGGUGUCUCCUUUACCUAGGGCCCGCUCGCCCAAGAAGAAGCAAGAGUCAAAGCAGGACUCAAAGCAGGAAGCAAAGCAAGAGUCAAAGCAGGAUGCCAAACAGGAGGUCAAGCAGGAGUCAAAGCAGGAAACUAAACAUGAUUCGAAGCACGACUGUCAGCAGCAUAGCAAGCAAGAGUCCUCAUUGCAGGGAAAGGUGACUGACUCAAAUGCUUUUCUAACUGAGGCUGAGCACUGGAGCAGCUCCAGAAAGAGGGGCGUAUCCUGUUUAGAAAAAGACAUUACUCCUGAGAAGUCUGAUAUCUAUGAUGGAGGGAAAGGGGCGCAGGAUGCCUCACCUCAAAUCAAAAGGACCAAACGGUGCUCCCGCUCUGGAGAGUCUCAGGGACAUGAAGAGGACUCUGAACCGCUUAAAUUUGAAAGUCUAGAGUCUGUUCCAGAGCCUAGCAAGGACAACAGUUGUGAAGAAUUUCCCAGUCAAAACUCUGCUAACGCUGCUCCUGCUUCUCCUGUCCUCAGCAAAGAGGAAGGUGAGGUGACAGUGGCGAAGGCAGAGGGUGGUCAUGUGGAGCAUGAAGGGACAUCUCGCUCCCCCGUUGCUCUCAAGACCUCUAAUGGACUCAGAGACUGUAAAGCAGAGGAACUCAGCACACUCAACAAAGAGCCUGAUGCAAAUCCCACAUCUGUCACCAACUGCCCGUCGCUGCUCAACGGCAGCCAGAUGGGAGCCCCCUCAUCCCCUGACUCAACUGUGCCUUGUAGAAACUCUGUCCCUGGGCAGUUGGAGGUUUCUGGUACAGGGGAAUCGCCAGCCUCGUCUGUGCCAACACUUGAGGUUGUUCCGGACUACCCUGUCCCUGAGUUGAUAGUAGCGAAGGAGCAGGAGGUGGAGGUGGACGUUGUGGGUGACCCCUUGUGUCUGGCCCAUGAGGAGCAGGUGACAGAAAGCGAAAGCGAUGCCAAUGGCCGGCCCCUAAUACCAGUGCAGGAAGUUGCUGCUUCCACCUCCUCCACAGCCCUCAACGUGAACAAUAGUCCAAUCAACAACAGCAACUCAGGAGAAACUACACCCCCACUAGCAACAACCCCCUCCCCUACAGAGUCAGGGUGCAAUCCCUCUAUAUCCAGCACGCCCCCCUCUUUUACAGAGCUCUAUGAACACCGAUAUACCCUACGAACUUCACCCAGGAGGCCUGCCACUGGUGGCAAAUCCUCCUCCUCCAAACCCACAUCUCCUCCUAGAGACAAUGGGCCCUUGAGGGAGGAGGAGGGACUGUUGGUUGGUCUGGAGGAGGAUUGCGCCAUGGUGGAGGAGCCUGCUCCCUCAGACUGUCUCGGCCCCUCUAGUGAGGAGCCAGUUUCCAUUGACCCUGGAGACAUGGCAGGCAUCGAGCUCCCUGUGGACGGCAAAGACACACAAAGCAGCAAGGAACUGACACCGAGCCAAACUGCAGAGGAAGAGGAGGAAGAGGAUGAGCCAGAUGUGUAUUACUUUGAGUCUGACCACCUGGCUCUAAAACACAACAAAGAUUAUCAGCGGUUGUUACAGACCAUUGGAGUUCUUGAGGCCCAGCGCACGCAGGCCAUCCUGGACCUUGAGACCUUGGCACGUAAUCAACAAGAGGCACUGACUGAUCCCAUCGACUUUGUGGAGCAGUUGCAGAAACGGGUGAAUUUGGGCUUACCGUGUCCCCAGCGAGUUGUCCAGCUCCCUGACAUUGCUUGGGAACAGUACACCUCAGGCCUUGGUGAAUUUGAGAGGGAGUUCUGUGACAAGAAACGCAAAACCAGGCGGCUGAAACUGAUCUUUGACAAAGGUUUGCCUCUUCGACCAAAAAGUCCCCUAGAGCCCAAGAAGGAGGGGGAAUCCUCCACCAUGUACUCCCCUCUGCCCACCAGUGACGCUCCAGAGAAUGGCAGGCAAACACAGAUGAUCAGGGGAAGGAUUUGUCAUCCAAACAAGCCUGACACAUUUAACCAGCUAUGGACCGUGGAGGAACAGAAAAAACUUGAGCAGCUUCUGGUCAAGUUCCCUCCUGAAGAGGUCGAGUCGAGGAGGUGGCAGAAGAUUGCUGAUGAGCUGGGAAAUCGAACAGCAAAGCAGGUUGCCAGUAGGGUUCAAAAGUACUUCAUCAAACUGACAAAAGCUGGCAUCCCUGUGCCUGGAAGAACGCCCAACCUGUGCAUGUACACAAAAAAGGCUUCCAGUAAAAGGCAGCAUCACCUCAACAAGCAUCUGUACCGACCGUCGACAUUUCUGACCUCCUAUGAGCCUCCUGUCUUCAUGGAUGAUGACGACGAGCGCGCGGCGUACUACAGUGGCGUACAGGACCCCUCAGCCGAUGAGUCGGAUGAGGAGACUGUACCUGUGGAGUUGAGGAAUUUGCCAGAGUACAAAGAGCUAUUAGAGUUGAAACGUCUGAAAAAACAGAAGCUCCAGGAGAUCCGGGAAGAUAAAGUUGGGGUGCGGCAUUUGGGCUUCAAGUGUGACGUCUGUGGCAUGGAGCCCAUCCAGGGCGUGCGGUGGCACUGUCAGGACUGUCCGCAGGACAACUCUGUUGAUUUCUGCUCCAACUGCUCAGACUGCUUGUUCAAGACGGAGACCCAUAAGCCCAACCACCACUUGGAACCGGUGUACCAGCCAGAAACCUUCCUGGACAGGGACUACUGCCUGCCUCAGAGCACAGGCUACAACUACCUGGACCCUAAUUACUUUCCAGCCAACAGAUGACAGGGUCCCAGGCGCCCCUAGCUCCAGGCUCUCUCCACAUAUCCCACAGGCCACUCUGUGCAUGGCUCCAUACUCCAAGUCCAAGAUAACCGCUUAACCUGCCGCCUGGCGGAGAGGCCAGCAGGCAGGCACACAGCCAGGGGCACCAGAGCAGACCACAGUGCUGCUGGGAGGGGGGCUGGUGGUAAACUGGCCUUGUGCUAAAGGCAGCCACAUUGGUUCCUCAGCACCAGGGGGCCUCGCCCCACCUCAGCCAGGUUAAUCAACGGCUCUGUGAUUUGAAACGAUACACUAUUUUUAAAAACAAAAACAGAAGGCACACCGACAUUCCCGAGCUCUGUGAUAUCAGGAGGGACGACCCCGUUUCCCUCUUCCCUCCUUGCCCUCCUGUUACCUCCCUGUGCUGCUUUGAAACUGGAGAACUGACCAUCAGUCUGGUGAAUGGCCAUCUAAUGGAGAUGUGUGGUUGACCGUUGUGUCAUAGUGGACUGUAAAGCCAUCAACUGAGGUACACACAGGUGGUUUUUAUGUGUAUGUGGUCUGCGCGUGUUAUGCAAGAGUGAAAAAUGUCCUAGAUAGGUAUCCGUAGAUUGAGUAUUUAUGAGUUGCAGCUUCCUCGGGUGGAGGUGGGACUGCCGCAGGAGAUGUUGGGCGGACACUGAGGCCAGCGUGUUUCCCCAUGCAGCCUGCAGGAGGUCCUGCUCAUCCACACGACGCUGUGCAGACAGACGCACGCGCGUGUAUUCAGACAGACUGCGCAUCACGUUUCCGCAUGGAGCCGUCACUACCGGUGUCACACAACGCUGCUCUCUCCCCCCUCACACAAACAUACCCACGGUUCCACAUGUUCAUCUCCGUUUUCUUUCCCUUUGCUCUCUCCACUAAAACAUGCCUAAGAAGGAAGCACUACAGCACGGAGAGCAAAUGUUUGUGAAGGCAGGGGGAAUGGGAAAGUAUGGAAAAAUACACAGGACUGUGUUUUUGUUUUUUUUCUCCUUCCCCUGUGUGUGCCGUUAUUGAUCAUGUUGCGUGUACAAGUAUAUGGUGAAAAGUAGCCAGCGCUAGUUGCUGUGUGCCAUUUAAAAAAAAAAAAAAAAAAAAGUAAAACGUUUGUUUCUGUGGGUAACUCCACGUUUGAACCAGGCCACAACUUCUUUCCUGCGUGGCACCAUUGACCCACGUUCUCCUACAUAACUGAUCCAGUCAAUCAUGCCUCUAGAUCUUCUUUGAUUUUGCAACACACUUAAAAACACCCAUUUAAAAGAUUGUAUUUUUAUUAAUCUAUUUAAAAAAUGAGGUAGUGGUUGGUGCCUCCACAGUGGAACAACCCACACAAUUUUAUACACAUAGGUUUUGUUGUGCUUGAGUAGACACCAUUUUGUAUGGUUUUCGUCUCCUUUCCUCCCCCCCCAACCACCCCGCCCUGCUUCAAUAUCUGUGUAUAACAGUCUGUUCUUAUGUACAAAAUAAUAAUAAUGUAAAAAAAAUGCUAGAGGAGAACCGUGGAAAUAAAAGUAUGUGAAAAUAG